This is a messenger RNA of Nicotiana tabacum (common tobacco), 2603 nucleotides long. The record is from RefSeq and is a predicted model, not a curated record. Lineage: Eukaryota; Viridiplantae; Streptophyta; Magnoliopsida; Solanales; Solanaceae.
UUCUUUUGUUUUCCAAAAAAUUCAUUAGCCCGCAAAAAACAUUACAAAAUAGAUUCCUCCAUUCUCUCUCUCUAGAAAUAUUUGUUUCUUCUCUCUCUCUAUGUCUCACUUUCUUUCACAACAAACCCAACAAAUUCAAACAACUUUUUCUUUUGCCUCUCUGUGUAACUCUGCUUUUAUAGAGACAUGUACAUAUAACAGUGGUUACUGUUGGGGGAGGGGGGUAUGAAAUGAAUAGAACGUGAAAUGGGAGGCGGCUUUUCGUGUUUUAACAAUCCGGCGGUGGUGAACCGGACUGAACCGGAGGUAAUAUUCACGGGCAGCGAACCGCUCGACGAAACUCUAGGCCAUUCCUUCUGCUAUGUUAGGUCAUCUGCCCGGUUCGUUCUCUCUCCGACAAACUCGAACCGGUUCAUUUCGCCUUCUCAGUCACUCCGGUUCGAUAAUGAACCGGCUCCGUUAAGGACCGAAACCGGAUUCAGAGCGAUUUCAGGUGCUUCUGUUAGUGCAAAUACCUGUACUCCCCGAUCUGUCCUCCAACUUGAUAAUAUUUACGACGAUGGUAAUGGUAGUGUUGUGAAUGGUUUUGAAAGUACGUCGUCCUUUAGUGCUUUACCUCUUCAACCGGUUCCUCGAACCGGUUUAAGCAACGAACCGGCUGGUCCAAUGGAAAGAGAGAGGGCUUUCUUCAUGUCCGGUCCGAUCGAGCGAGGAGCUCUAUCCGGUCCACUAGAGUCUGCCGUUCCAUUCUCAGCUCCGUUGGGUGGUGAUGGCAUUUACGUAAAAAUGAGAAAGUCGAAGGGCAUUAAUGGAAUUGAAAAAGCCUUUAAACGGCCGUGGGUGGUGCCAGUGAGAAACUACUUCAUAGGUAAAAAGGAAAUUAACUGUACACGUGAUUAUAAUGUGAAUGUUGAAUGGGCAUUAGGAAAAGCGGGGGAGGAUCGUGUGCAUGUGGUUGUAUGUGAAGAACAUGGGUGGCUGUUUGUUGGGAUUUAUGAUGGGUUUAAUGGACCUGAUGCACCUGAAUUCUUGAUGAGUAAUCUGUACAAAGCAAUGAACAAAGAAUUAGAGGGUUUGUUUUGGGAUAAUGAAGAUACUAGUAGUGGUAGUAAUAACCAACAAAGCGAAAAAAAUGCUAGUUUAAAUAAUGCAAAUAUAGAAAAUGAAGUGAUCAUUGAGGACUCGAAUGAAGCUAAUUCAAAUCGAGUGUAUAAGGAGAUGAGUAGGGGGGAUGGAGGGGUAGAAGAAGCUGAAAAUGAGGUUAAUUUGGAUCAGAUGGAUAAAACGUGUGAAAAGAAGGUGAUAUUUCAAUCUGAAAUUGCAAAUAUUGAAAAUGAAGUGAUUGGUGAGGACUCGAAUGAGCUACAUUGGAAUGGAGGACCUAAGGCCACAAGUAGGGGGGCUAGGGGAGUAGAAGAAGGUGAAAAUGAGGUUAAUUUGGAACAGAUGGAUAAAGGGCCUGAAAAGAGAGUGACAUUUCAAUCGGGGGGAAUAGAGGUUAGGAGGAGGAGAUUGUGGGAAUUUUUAGCAGAAGAUGAGACAGAGGAUGGUCUUGAUCUUUCGGGUUCGGAGAGAUUUGCAUUUUCAGUAGAUGAUGCAUUAAGUGUGAAUAGUGCAGGUUCAGCGGUUAAUAGGAAGUCGUUGCUGUUGUCGAAGCUGAAACAUGGUUUGUCAAUUAACAAGCACAAAGAGAGCAACAAGUUAUUCCCAUGGAGAUUCGGAUUGCAAGCUAAAAAGAAGGUUGAAGUAGGGGAGAAUAGAGUGGAGGAAAGGAUUGAUAGAAGUGAAAGGAAGCGUAAGGUGGGUCCGGUUGAUCAUGAGUUGGUUUUGAGAGCAAUGUCAAGAGCUCUCGAAGUCACUGAGCUCGCGUACUUGGAUAUGACAGAUAAAGUUCUUGAUCGGUACCCUGAGCUUGCAUUAAUGGGUUCUUGUUUGCUGGUUGCUUUGAUGAGAGAUGAAGAUGUGUAUGUAAUGAAUGUCGGAGAUAGUCGUGCCGUUGUGGCUCAGUAUGUGUCUGAGGAGGUUAGUUCUAGUUCUGAAUCAAUAGUUCCAGGCAAUUGCGAGUUGGCCGUUGAAGGCAUUGCUGAAGAAUCUGUAGUUCCCAGUGAUGAGGAAUAUAAGGCGACAAAUGAGAUACCUAUUCAAGCUAUGAAGCUGACUGCCUUGCAAUUGUCAACUGAUCACAGCACUAGCAUUGAAGAAGAAGUCAUUAGAAUCAAGAAUGAACACCCAGACGACAGCAAUUGCAUUGUUAAUGAUAGAGUAAAAGGCCGUUUAAAGGUCACUCGCGCUUUUGGGGCGGGCUUCCUGAAAAGGCCUAAAUUGAAUGAUGCAUUACUAGAAAUGUUUCGGAACGAGUACAUUGGGGAUGCUCCUUAUUUAUCUUGUAAACCUUCACUGCACCAUCAUAGACUCUGUCCUAAGGAUCAGUUUUUGGUGCUAUCCUCUGAUGGCUUGUACCAAUAUUUGAGCAAUCAAGAGGUGGUUUGUCAUGUGGAGAAUUUCAUGGAGAAAUUCCCUGAUGGGGAUCAUGCUCAGCAUCUUAUUGAGGAGCUCUUAUUCCGUGCAGCCAAGAAAGCUGGUAUAUUUUCUGUCUAGUCUUU